This is a messenger RNA of Symbiodinium natans, 2142 nucleotides long. Lineage: Eukaryota; Dinophyceae; Suessiales; Symbiodiniaceae. The record is from the annotation of a GenBank genome assembly.
AUGGCAAUGUCUAUGGAGGGCUAUGUGUGGGCAGCCCCAUUGAAGCGGCAGAUGCUGGUACAACCAGCCGGCGCCCCGACCUACGCUUGGGGAUGGCAGCCAGCACCUGUCGUAGUGACUCGCCGCACCUAUCGUGUGGUGGCAAGGCCAGUGCAAGCACCUGGCUUGGUGACUCGGCGCACCAUUCGUGUGGUAGUGAAGCCUGCCAGUGCGGUGGUGAAGGCAGCUGCGCCAAUGCAGCUGCCUCACCUUCUCGGACCGCCGAGGGCACCGGCUGUGGCGCACCCCAAGAAGGGGUUGCCUCAAGCUGGAGCAGGCGAGCCUGCCCCAGACGACUCAGUCGACUUGACUGAGGAGGCUCCAGUCGACCUUGAGGCAUGUGAGACAAUGGAAGCAACGAACGCGGUUGCCGAAGCCUUUGCCCCGGCUCCCGAGCUGGUCUACCCAAAGGGUAGGCCUGUCUCGUAUGGCCCGGGGAGGCCUUUCAUGGAACUUGAAGAUGAAACAGCUUGCCAAGCAGACGCCGACGUUCCCGAGGCCGCUCCGAAGCCGGCUUCGGAGCCGGCUCCAGAGCCUGCAGAAGACGCUAGCCCACCGCCGGAACCUCCACAGGAACUACCGGGCCAGGCUGAGGCCUUGGAAGCGCUGAAGGCGCUGAUGGCGGAGCUCGGCGGAAUGGGCUUCAAGGUCCCCCAGAAACCGACGGGCGAACCAGAGGUGGGAGACCUUGUGGUCCUCAGCGAUACGAUCCUGCCGAAGAGUCUGCGGCUGCGGUACGCUGUUAUCAUGCAGGUGCACGAGAAGCACUACACAGCGAGAACGUUGGCAGAAGACAAGGCGACAUCGCUCGAGGAAUGCUGGCCAUUCAAGGAGGAUGCCGUGCUCGAGAGCACGGUUGGCCGACUGGGAAGCCGAGUGCGCGUUGCGGAGGGGUCCUAUGCUGGCUGCAGUGGCAAGGUGGCCAUGGCGCCCGGCCACCCGAUAUUCCCAGUCUUCCGACAGUUCAGGAACAACAAACUGCAGUACGUCGUCAAUGUGCGCUUGGAUGACGGCAGGGACGCGCUGUUCCUGUUCUCGGAGCUCCGGGCAGUUUGGGUGUAUGACGCGGAAGAGACGGAUGAAUACGAAUGCGUGGCAUUGCUUCAGUCCCAUAGCCAGGACGUCAAGGCUGUGAGAUGGCAUCCUCAACAAGAGGUGCUGUUCUCCUGCUCCUAUGACGACACCAUCAAGGUCUGGGGUCCCGAUGGGGACGAUUGGUGCUGCAAAGAGACCUUGGAGGGCCACAGCAGCACGGUCUGGGCCAUGAGCUUCGACGCCACAGGCUCACAUUUCGUGACCUGUUCCGACGAUGGGACAUUGCGCAUUUGGGCGCCCUCGCAAACAUUGCCGGCUGAUUUCAGGCCUGUGGAAAGCCAGAGCAGCAAGGAGCCUGCAAAGCAGGUUGAACCAGCAAAGACGAGCCUGGAACUCGGUGGGCAGUUCGAGAUGUUCGAGUCAGUUUGUCACCGCUUGGGUGUUCUUGCCCACACGAGGGUCUUCCUGUUUACACAGUAUGGAUGGCAUGCGGCAGGGACUCUGGUCACGCCUGCGAAGCAGUCGGGAAGCUCAGUGCAUCUUGCCGCUGCAUGGAUGGGUGAGGCGGAGCUGUUGGGCGAAGCUGCUUGUUGGUCAGAUUGCAUAAGAUUGAAUGAGUGCCUCCGGCAAGCACAGAAGUUGCAGCUGUCACUACGACACUACGAGGCCCGCGUGACGUCAAGCUACAAGGCAUGCAGGCCCAGCACCACAGUGCCUGUCAGCGUCAUCAGCGACCAGCAUCCACGUCCCGUCUAUUGCGCAGACUGGUCAAAUGCUGACUUCCUGGCCUCCGCUUGCGGAGACAACCGACUCCGCAUCUUCCGCCCCGAGGAGUGCCGCCCCAGGGCUAUCUGCAGCAGGAUACUUGAGGUGGUGGAAGGGGGUGGUUGGCCGGCAGUCCUUCCAGGCAUCGGAUUUGUAGUAUACAGGAGGCACGUGGGGAUUUGUGGACUUGUUUCAUGCAUGUUACAGAAUCAUCGACACGGCUUUGGCUGGCGCAGCGCGCAAGCUCCAGUCUGUGUGGCCAAAGCCAUGUUCUCGGCGAAAUCUUUCAGUCAAGUUCGUUGA